Messenger RNA from Apodemus sylvaticus (European woodmouse), 645 nucleotides. Its product is annotated as keratin-associated protein 13-1-like. The transcript has a single exon. The coding region runs from base 1 to 645 and encodes 214 amino acids. Lineage: Eukaryota; Metazoa; Chordata; Mammalia; Rodentia; Muridae. The record is from RefSeq and is a predicted model, not a curated record.
AUGGCCUAUAGCUGCUGCUCUGGAAACUUCUCCUCUCGCUCCCUUGGUCACUGCCUGCCCUCCUCAGGUUCCUCCUGUGGCUCUUCCUACCCCAGCAACCUGGUGUACACCACUACCAGCUGCUCUCCCAGCACCUGCCAGCUCAGAUCCUCUUUCAGCAGUGGCUGCCGGGAAACCUGCAUUGAGCCCACCAGCUGCCAGACUUCCUGUGUGGUGUCCAGCCCCUGCCAGAAGCCCUGCAUUGAGCCCACCAACUGCCAGAGUUCCUGUGUGGUGCCCAGCCCCUGCCAGAAGCCCUGCAUUGAGCCCACCAACUGCCAGACUUCCUGUGUGGUGCCCAGCCCCUGCCAGAAGCCCUGCUACUACCCCAGGAGCUCCACACCCUGCAGUCCCUGCCAGGGAACAUAUGCUGGCUCUCUGGGCUUUGGGUCCAGCAGCUGCAGUUCCCUGGGCUAUGGCUCUAGAAGCUGCUACCCAGUGGACUGUGGAAACAGUGGCUUCAGAUCCCUGAAAUGUGGAGUCUAUGGCUUCCCUUCCCUGAGUUAUGGAUCCAGAUUCUACUACCCAACCUACUUGGCUUCUAGUUCCUGCCAACCAUGUUUCAGACCAAUCUGUGGAUCAGGCAUCUUUGGAAUCAACUGCUAA